This is a messenger RNA of Penicillium chermesinum, 1494 nucleotides long. RefSeq names its product putative tetracycline transporter. Gene Ontology annotation, molecular function: transmembrane transporter activity. The transcript has 2 exons. NCBI's taxonomy places the organism in Eukaryota, Fungi, Ascomycota, Eurotiomycetes, Eurotiales, Aspergillaceae. Gene Ontology annotation, biological process: transmembrane transport. Bases 1 to 1494 code for a protein of 497 amino acids. The record is from RefSeq and is a predicted model, not a curated record. Gene Ontology annotation, cellular component: brush border membrane.
AUGGCUGUCGCUGGUGCCCAACGCAAACAAGUCCUCAAGGUCUUGAUGAUCUCGCUGCUGCUGGACCUGGUAAUGACCGAACACUCUUUCCAUUGCAUCUCAUUCACAUUUAUCCUGCCAUUAUUUCCUUCCCUCCUAUCAUUCUACCGCGCCCAAGACCCCUCUCCUGAUUCCCUCCUCAACCGGAUCUUCCACUACCUCAAUGCUUAUAAGAAUGCCUUCGCCCGCCCAAUCGACUCGCGCUAUGAUAUUGUUCUUCUCGGCGGAGCCCUCGGCUCGCUGUUCUCUUUACUCCAGGCUUUUGCUGCCCCGGUCAUUGGCCAUUUGUCGGACAAGCAUGGUCGUCGGCGCGCCUUGCUGACCGCAAUGGUGGGGAAUAUUCUGAGUGUCGCGCUCUGGGUCUCUGCUACCGAUUUCCGAACCUUCCUUGCCAGCCGGAUCGUCGGCGGUCUCAGCGAGGCAAAUGUGCAGCUAGCCAAUGCCAUUGUCGCCGAUGUGACCGACGAAGCGCGCCGCGGCGCAUCAAUGGCCCUUGUCGGCGCCUGUUUCAGUAUCGCCUUUACCUUCGGCCCCAUGCUCGGCGCUGGGUUGAGCACUGUUGACGUCGUGGCUGCUAAUCCCUUCAUGGCGGCCGCUGCGGUAUCACUUGCGUUGAUCUUCCUCGAGACGGUCUACCUGUGGGCUUGCCUGCCGGAAACACAUCCUCAAUUCACGUCGCUGGAGCAGGAGUCUGAGCCCCGGGCUGAUGAGAAGAAGGCAGCUGAACCUCCCAAGAAGCCGCAACCGGGGACCGGUAGCAAUGGACAGGUCACCCAUACAAACAACCCGGCUCUCCUCAACGCCGUCCAUUUCCUCUUCCUCCUUCCUUUCUCCGGCUUGGAAUUCUCUCUGCCCUUUAUAACAACUACCAUCUACGCUGGAACUACCAGCGCUAGUCCCGCAGCUCUGAACGGCCGACUUCUCUCCAUGAUGGGUCUCAUUGCCUCUCUUCUGCAGGGGACCGUGGUCCGACGUCUCCCACCGCUAUUGACCAUGCGUGCAGGCAUCGUGGCUUGUGCACUCUCCUUUUUCUGCCUCGCCCGCGUCGACUCCGUCACCGGUCUAUACGCGGCUGGUGCAUUGCUAGCUGUUACUACUGCCACGGUGGUAACCAGUCUGAACAGUCUUGGUAGCUUCGAGGCUCGCGAGGCUAACCGCGGUGCAGUGAUGGGUCGUCUGCGAGGCUGGGGACAGGCUGGCCGUGCCGCUGGGCCCGUCCUGUUCUGUACCUUGUUCUGGUGGGCUGGCCGCGAGGCUGCUUUCACCAUUGGCGGAAUCGCCAUGUCGGUUGUUGCCCUUCUUGUCUUCAGCUUGCUCAAGUCCCCCCGCUGUGCAUGCGAAGGCCGAAUGAUGAUUCUGUACAAAAUUGGGAUUUUCUACCCUCAGAUCGUUUUGACCUGCUUUGGCGGCGGGAUUAUCCUCUGGGGGCUUCAAGUUAAUGUAUAUGGGGAAUGA